Messenger RNA from Erigeron canadensis, 648 nucleotides. RefSeq lists its product as uncharacterized. Lineage: Eukaryota; Viridiplantae; Streptophyta; Magnoliopsida; Asterales; Asteraceae. The record is from RefSeq and is a predicted model, not a curated record. Bases 1 to 648 code for a protein of 215 amino acids. The transcript has a single exon.
AUGCCUAAUUAUGCAAAGUUUCUCAAGGAACACAUCUCGGAUAAGAAGAAGUUGGAAGAGGCGAAGACGGCAGUCAUGAGUGCCGAGUGUUCCGCCAUCAUCAAGAACGAGAUUCCCCUUAAGUUGGAAGAUCCAGGGAGUGUUCUUAUUUCUUGUUCUUUUGGUGCUAUGUUGUCUAAGGCAUUGGCCGAUCUUGGGGCCACCAUUAACUUAGUGCCUUAUUCUGUUUACAAAAAGUUGUCGUUAGGUGCAUUGACCCCUACCCGCAUGAGUAUUAGGCUCGCGGAUAGAUCAUUCCAAUAUCCCAUGGGGAUAGCAGAAAAUUUGCAGAUCAAGGUGGGUCAUAUGAUUUUUCCGGUUGAUUUUGUUAUUCUCGAGAUGGAGGCGGAUGUUAAUGUCCCUCUAAUUCUUGGCCGACCAUUCCUCAUGACCGCGGAUGCUAUCAUCCGGGUUAAAGCUAAGGAGAUUUCCUUAGGCGUCGGUGAUGACCGGGUUAUUUUUAAUGUUGAUAGAGCUCUUAAGCACCCUUACUCAUGUUAUGAGUCUUGUUUCAGGAUUGAUGUUGUUGAAGAGGAAGAUGCUUUGGAAAAGGAGCUUAUGGAUUUCUUGGAUACGGAAGAAGGUGAAGCACUGCUAGCUUGUAGUUAA